This is a messenger RNA of Acanthisitta chloris (rifleman), 567 nucleotides long. RefSeq names its product glycine receptor subunit alpha-2-like. Lineage: Eukaryota; Metazoa; Chordata; Aves; Passeriformes; Acanthisittidae. Gene Ontology annotation, biological process: chloride transport; monoatomic ion transmembrane transport. The record is from RefSeq and is a predicted model, not a curated record. Gene Ontology annotation, cellular component: postsynaptic membrane. The transcript is spliced from 4 exons. Gene Ontology annotation, molecular function: transmembrane signaling receptor activity; extracellularly glycine-gated chloride channel activity. Bases 1 to 567 code for a protein of 188 amino acids.
AUGACCUCUCAGUUCCAGGCAUUUUCUUCAAAAGAGGUGGUGCAGGUUGAUGGUCUGGACUUGUUUUAUCAGGUGAAAGAACCAAUUCAGAAACCAGAGCCAGAAGAAUCAUUAAGAGUUAUAAGUGGCUCGGGAAGAGUCUCCUAUGUAAAAGCUAUUGAUAUUUGGAUGGCUGUGUGUCUUCUCUUUGUCUUUGCUGCUUUGCUGGAAUAUGCAGCAGUCAACUUUGUUUCACGGCAGCACAAAGAAUUUCUGAGGCUUCGAAGAAGGCAAAGAAGACAAAACAAGGAAGAUGAAGUUGCACGUGACAGUCGAUUCAAUUUCAGUGGCUAUGGUAUGGGUCACUGCCUCCAAGUCAAAGAUGGCACAGCAGUUAAGGCUACUCCACCCAACCCACCUCCUGCACCACCAAAGGAUUCAGAUUCCAUCAAAAAGAAGUUUGUUGACCGUGCAAAAAGGAUUGAUACAAUAUCCCGUGCUGCAUUCCCACUCGCGUUCCUCAUUUUCAACAUCUUUUACUGGAUUACAUACAAAAUUAUACGGCAUGAGGACAUUCACAAGAAAUAA